CUUCAAGAGUAUCUGGUAUAAGCAGGUGCGAGAUCUUUUGUUUGGUUCAGUAAACAAGAGAUACAAGUGUGGCCGAUUUUUGGUUAACGUUCUUCCUUAUCGCUGUUUAUACUAUGUAUUGUUGUUAUUUUGUUAAGAGCGCUGCCCACAACCAUAAAAGCCGCAGAAACACCAUCAAGUUACAUAUAGCAACUACAAAUCAACAGCAAGAUGGUCCUUUCACGCUGCCUGCUAAUCUUCACUGUAGUGCUAGCGACCCUUCUAGCCCCUUUGCCCACUGAAGCGCAGAUCCUGGGCCGCGGCCAAUGCCGCCUCACCGCCAUUCGAGUGUCGGCUGGGGGGACGGUGUGCGAGAGACUCUGCUUCCGAAAAGACUACCGCGGUCCGCCGCUCCUCUGCAGCCGCAUCCCCAGGGAUGGAGUGGUUCCUGUCUGCGGUGCCGGUUGCUGCCGCAGCGGUCCCAACUGCCUGCAGCUGCUUUACUCCUAAGGUCGAUUGGUUAUGACAAAUUUUUACGAAUGUUUUAGCCUUACAUUUUUUCAAAAUUUUAAAAUAUUUAAAAAUACCUGCAAAUUAGAAAAUAUCAAGAGUACAUUUUUCAAUAAAAAGGGUAUCAUGUCUGAUCCCAUUAAACGAUAAAUAUUUGACAAUGCUAAAAAAGAUUGCAAGAAGCGUUUUGUGAUCAUACUGAGUUUCCGUAGGGGAAAUUAAAUUCCGUAUUUUAAAAACAAAAAAACAACAUAAAAGUUGUUUUAAAUUACUAGACAUUUUUUGUAAACUCCAGAUAUUACAUGUUUACCUUUUUUAGCUAGAGUUUAGUUCCUAUUCCUAGAAAAUAUGCUACU
Molecule: messenger RNA, 845 nt
Organism: Drosophila teissieri
Lineage: Eukaryota; Metazoa; Arthropoda; Insecta; Diptera; Drosophilidae
Exons: 1
Coding region: 211-489 (92 amino acids)
Source: RefSeq, a predicted model, not a curated record